GACAGGGAAGUCCCGCCCCGCAGGUCGGGGCCGGGGUUGCCCCGAGGGCUGCGACCGCCGCCUUCCAGUCGCGGGGACCCGUCCCGGGAGGGCGGGAGGCGCCGAGGCGGACCAUGCCCUGGUCGCCCCGCGCCGCUCUCCUGCGGGACCUGGUCUUGGGCGCGCUGGGCACCGCCGCCUUCCUGCUGGACCUGGGCGCCGACCUGUGGGCCGCCGGGCAGUACGCGCUCCGCGGCCGCUACCUGUGGGCCGCGCUGGUGCCUGCAGGGACUGCGGCAGGGGCUGCUGGUGUGGCAGCAGGCGAAGCCCUCCGAGUUCGACUUGGCCUACGCCGACUUCCUCUCCCUGGACAUCAGCAUGCUGCGGCUCUUUGAGACCUUCUUGGAGACGGCGCCACAGCUCACGCUGCUGCUGGCCAUCGUGCUGCAGAGCGGCCAGGCCGAGUACUACCAGUGGUUUGGGGUUGGCACGUCCUUCAUGAGCAUCUCGUGGGCACUGCUGGACUAUCACCAGGCCCUGCGGACCUGCCUUCCCUCCAAGCCCCGGCUGGGCUGGGCCGCUUCUGCCAUCUACUUCCUGUGGAACCUGCUGCUGCUGGGUCCCCGACUCCUCGCUGUGGCCCUGUUCUCAGCUCUCUUCCCUCAGUAUGUGGCCUUGCACUUCCUGGGCCUGUGGUUGGUGCUGCUGUUCUGGGUCUGGCUUCAGCGGACAGACUUCAUGCCAGACCCUGGCUCCGAGUGGCUGUACCGGGCGACAGUGGCCACUAUCCUCUAUUUCUCCUGGUUCAACGUGUCUGAGGGCCACACUUGUGGCCGGGCCACCAUCCACCUGCUGUUCCUCCUGAGUGACAGUGUUCUGCUGGUGGCCACCUGGGUGAUAUAUGGCCCCUGGCUGCCCACUGAGAUCUCGUUACACAUAUGGCUGGCUGUGGGAGGCGUCUGCUUCCUUGGGGGUCUGGCUUUGCGCCUGGGCUACUACCGCUGGCUGCACCCUAGCUGCCGCUGGGAGCCUGAUCCGGUGGCUGGAACCCGGGUGGAUGGAUUCCGGAGUCUCUUUCCGUGUGAACCUUAUCAGCAGCUUCGGAACAGACGCAUGACUCAGUUGGCUAGGAACUUUUUCCCUAAAGCUAAGGAGGAGGGUGUUUUGCCAAGGAAGGGAGAGGUGAAUGGGGUCAUUUAGGCAGCACAGACCCAGUGACAAGGGGUUCACCGUGUGAACAAAAUGAGAAGGGCUGGCACUAGAGGGCCAGGGGUGCCAGUUAUGUACAAGCCAUGUUGGCAGAACGGGAACCUUUCUCAACCAGUAGAGCUGGUGCACCCAGAACUUGCCCUUGUUGGUAUUUUCACCACUCUGCCACCUCUCAAGAGGUGGAAGUGCUGUCCCACCUUUUGCUUCCUCUAUCCUGGGCUAAAAGGCCCCAGGAGUUCUCCAGAGCCCUUCCCUGCCCCACCUCAUUCAUUUAAUUUAUUCAACAAAUGUUUACUGAAAGCACUUUAUGUGCCAUGAAGAGUAUUGUAACCUUGGACCCAGCUGCCACCCUAGCUUCGCUCCCUACCUGGUUGAACCAAUCCUGGGUAGAGCGCAAAGGCUGGAGGCCAGGACUCCCAACUCUGGGUAGCCUGUCAGUCCCUCCAGGGUGUCUGUGCAGCUGGCCCGGCUCUGCCCCUGUUCUCCAGGGGCUGUCUUUCAACCAAGUGCCUUGUGGACCUGUGGUCUGGGCCUUGCACAGCCUGUUGAGUAUUUUUGUUCUUUAGCCAGUGUACCUUCUACCUCAGAGUCCAUUCAGAUGAAGGGAAUAUGUCUCUGCAAGUGAAGACGCAUGUACAUGUUUGAUAGUAUUAUAAGGUUAUUAUUAAAACCUCGCAAAAUCCUCCAGUCUGUGUCAUUAAAAAAAAAAAAAAAUCUACCACUCCUGGAGAGAAGAGGCAGGGACAUGAAAUUCUUUGAAAUUGGUGAAGGCCUUUGGAGCAGAUAAAGAAGGCUGUGCCUUGGUGGCGGGACAUGGGGGAAGGCUGCCUUGGGUGUGACUUUUCCUCCUUGUUUUCUAAGUUGCAGGUGCUAGGUGGAUUCCAGUGCAUUCUCUUGCUACGAGCUCUGCUGCUGGGCCGGGCAGGGGUAGCCAUAAGCAUCUCUGGGACUAAGAAGUGUGAGAGACCAGGUGGACAAUGAUGUCUUACUUUUCUCAUUGCUGGGACAAAAUACCUGACCCCCACAAAUUAAAGAAGGAAAGGUUUAUUUUGGUUCACAGUUUACAGAGGUUUCAGUCCAUAGUCUGCUGGCUGCAAGGCCUGGUGGCCUGGUAGAGGACAAAACAGUCCAUAGUAUGGCAGGCGGGAGGCAGUUAAGCAGCAAGCAGCAGCGGCAACAAAGCAAGUCUCCCUUUCCCUUUUAUCCCAUCCAGGCUACAAGGCUUUUAGGUGGUGCCACUCAAACCCCAGGGUGGGUCUUACUAUCCACACCAAGAACAACCCUAAACCAGUCUGUGCUAACCCAGUUAUCACACCUUAAUGCACAUUACAUGCUCUUAGUCCACAUUCACACACCUUCAAUCCAGCUCCCCAAAGCUCCACUUAUGAGUGCAUGAGGCUGUGUGGGGACAUCUAGACACAAACCAUAAUAGCCUGUCAGGAGCUCUAUGAAGUUGGUGGCAAGGUGGUGUACGGGAUUCUGGUGAAAUUCCAGGAAGGGUGAAUCUCCCUGCUUGGGAGGUGUAUGGUUUGAAGAAAAAAUAGGGAUGGGGCGCUGGAGAAGGAAAAGGUUUCAGUCACCACUGAUGGGAUUCACGGUAGUUCUGUCAUUUGUUGCAGUGGAGACAGUAAAUAGGAUAAGUAAAGAGUCAGUAUGUCAGGUAGUGUGUGUGAUGUGCUAGGAAGCCGAGAGGGAGGUGUUCUCUUGCCGGGAUUGCCAACAGGGAAGCCUCCCUGAGAAACAGCCUCAGCGGGAGAGCCGGCGAGCCACGUCAGCAGACUGUGGCCUGUGGCCUACAAAUGGGAUAAGGAGCAGAGCCUGGGGUCACCAUUGGUGGCUUGAAUCAUCAUGGAAAGAAUGUGGCAAGCAUUAUCCCGUCUCAUUUUCAUUGCCUCAUACAGAGCAGUUGAUGUGACAGUGAAAUCAGGCCAAAUCAAAAGAGGUUUGGUAUCACUUUGUCAGUUUUAUUGCUUUCGUGAUUUAAGCCCAGCAAGCAUUGACUUCUCAUUUAUUAAAGUUCAGCACAUUUGACAGCAAAUGAAAUCUCAUUCCAGUUCUAAAUCUUAAAAAGCAGUGUCUCUUAGAAACAAUUCAGAAAUAAAUGCUCCCUUGCAAAUUA
Chinchilla lanigera (long-tailed chinchilla) is the source of this 3307-nucleotide messenger RNA. It is a transcript of the gene Xkr8, whose product is annotated as XK, Kell blood group complex subunit-related family, member 8. Gene Ontology annotation, cellular component: plasma membrane. The record is from RefSeq and is a predicted model, not a curated record. Lineage: Eukaryota; Metazoa; Chordata; Mammalia; Rodentia; Chinchillidae. Gene Ontology annotation, biological process: phosphatidylserine exposure on apoptotic cell surface; apoptotic process involved in development; engulfment of apoptotic cell.